Molecule: messenger RNA, 599 nt
Organism: Triticum dicoccoides
Lineage: Eukaryota; Viridiplantae; Streptophyta; Magnoliopsida; Poales; Poaceae
Exons: 1
Coding region: 27-272 (81 amino acids)
Source: RefSeq, a predicted model, not a curated record
CGUCGGAGAGGGAUCAAUCGGAUCGAAUGGCUUUGGCGCCGGUGGAGUUCCUGGGCGCGAGCGACGGCGGGGAGGCGCUCUACUGCGCCAUCAUACUGUGGAUGUCCGUCAUGUCGUGGAUCAUCUUCACCUGCGACGGCAGCGGGAGGAGGAGGAAGGGCCGUCGGGGCAGCCGGGACACCAAGGUCUUCGUCGGCGCCGAGCGCCUCUGCGACGGCACCGGGCCCGAAUGCAGCGGCGGCUACGGGCUCUGCGGCUCCUGCAUCGACUAGCCUGGCCGAGCCGCCGCCCCCUGCCUACGUUUGGACUUUUGGUUUGUAUAAAAUAACUUGAAUCGAUUCGUGUAAUUGGGCGUCAAAAGUAUUUCGUCUGUCUAUGAUGUGGUGUGAUGAAGAUCGAAGUCCUCUUCUCUUCCCCCGGCAACUUCUUCUAGCCUCUACAUAUAUAGUUUUAGCGAUCGAUGAUCGAUGAGAUGAGCUGGUAUGCGCAAGGAGUACGUCCAUCGCUCUGGGGCGUGCUGCUCUUUGCUGGGGUCCGCCUACACCAAGUGGACCAAUGGUAAAUAUAUGGCGCAUGUCAAAGUGGUUUGUUAUCUUUUG